Molecule: messenger RNA, 783 nt
Organism: Aspergillus costaricaensis CBS 115574
Lineage: Eukaryota; Fungi; Ascomycota; Eurotiomycetes; Eurotiales; Aspergillaceae
Product: PLP-dependent cysteine synthase family protein
Exons: 2
Coding region: 1-783 (260 amino acids)
Biological process (GO): L-cysteine biosynthetic process
Cellular component (GO): cytoplasm
Source: RefSeq, a predicted model, not a curated record
AUGGCUAGAUCCAUCAUUGAAGAAGCCGAGCGUCGUGGCACGCUGAAGCCUGGUAUGACAGUCGUCGAAGCUACUGGUGGCAGCACUGGCUCUUCCCUUGCCUUCAUCUGUUCAGUGAAGGGUUACCGGUUUCGAGUGGUUUCAUCGAAUGCCAUUGCAGUUGAGAAGCUGCGCACUAUGAGCGCACUGGGCGCCACCCUUGAGAUUGUCCAUAGCGAGACUGGAACAAUCACGGCGGAUCUUAUUCCUUCCAUGGUGCGUCGUGCGCGAGAGAUCGCACAAGAAGAUGGCCAUUACCUUGCUGAUCAGUUCAAUAAUGGUGAUGCCCUGCCUGGUUAUGAAACUCUUGGCGAGGAAUUGGCAGCGCAGUUUCCCGGUGGUAUUGAUGCCUUCUGUGGUACGGUUGGAGGUGCCGGCAUGGUUAUGGGAGUAUCACGCGUUUUGAAAUCAAAGUGGCCGGAUACGAGAGUUGUAGUUCUCGAACCGGCCUCUUCUCCUGUCAUUACUGAAGGGCGCACUGGAUCUCAUAGCGUCGAGGGAAUCGGAAUUGGUUUUGUGCCGCCACAUCUCGAUUCUAAGCUGUAUGAUGAAGCACGAGGAAUCUCAGAGGCAGAAGGUCGUGCUAUGUGCAGGCGGUUGGCUCGUGAGGAAGGUCUACUGGUUGGAACCUCGACUGGUCUUAAUGUUGUCGCGGCCAUUGCUCUUGCCAAAGAACUGGGCCCGGGUUCAGCUUUCGUCUCGUAUCACAUCAUGCUAUUCCCAUGGGGCAAGUUUGACCUGUAG